AAAAACAAGAAAAAUAAAUAACUGCCAAAAUUAAAAUUAAGAAUAAAAAACGCGUUUUACUUAAAACACUCUCCUCCUUUUCCUUUUCCUUCUCUAUCGCUCUCUCUAUAAACUUUUCUUCCAACUCACACUUUUGGAUCUCUCUCUAGGGUUCGUGAAUCGUGUGAUCUCCUUCUUCCUCCUCCUCCUCUUACGACUUUUUUUUUUCAUAAUUCGAAGAAAGAGGAGAUCAAGAAGAAGAACAAUGAGCCAGUACAAUCAACCUCCCGUUGGUGUUCCUCCUCCCCAAGGUUAUCCACCUGAGGGAUAUCCAGCACCGAAAGAUGCUUAUCCACCACAAGGAUAUCCUCCUCAGCAAGGUUAUCCCCCUCAGGGAUAUCCACCUCAGGGAUAUCCUCCUCAACAAGGCUAUCCUCCUCAGCAAGGCUAUCCUCCACCGUACGCUCCACAGUACCCUCCUCCACCGCAGCAUCACCAACAACAGAACAACAGUCCUGGCUUUCUUGAAGGAUGUAUUGCUGCUCUGUGCUGUUGUUGUCUCUUGGAUGCUUGCUUCUGAUUGUGGAGUCUCUCUACAUUAUUAAAAGCUUCUUCGGGAUUUGAUUGUAAGAGGGUUUUUUUGGUUAAACAAAUAAACCCUUUUAAUUGAUUUGUGGGCAUUUAAAAAAAAAUUGGAUCUCUCGAUGAUUCUCUUUCCUUUAUGUUUUAUGUUCUUCGGUUCAUAACAUUAACUAUUCGUCUCUUUGACGUUCUGGCUUUGUUUGUUUGUUUUUUUUUUUUACAAUGGGAAUGUAAAUUGGUGGGGAGACACUAUUCUAUGCCAUAGUUUAAUUGCUUUUAGAAGAAAAAAA
This is a messenger RNA of Camelina sativa (false flax), 851 nucleotides long. RefSeq lists its product as uncharacterized. The record is from RefSeq and is a predicted model, not a curated record. Lineage: Eukaryota; Viridiplantae; Streptophyta; Magnoliopsida; Brassicales; Brassicaceae.